AUGUCUAUAUCGACAGCCCACAUUGUUGUGGGUUUGGCGAUUGUCUUGCUAAUGCUUAUAGCAGUGGUGGAGGCCAAAACUCCCCCUGGAAUAGCUGAUCAUCCAAGUCAUUCUCAUUGCUCAGAUGAUGAAAUCAAGCGAUGUAAAAAUCUUCCUCAUUGCCACCUCCUGAUGAUCACGGUUCACCAGAGCUACCACCACCAUCUCCUCCUAAGGAAUCAACUCCACCACCAUCUCCUCCUAAUUAAGAAAGAAACUCCACCGCCAUCUCCUCCUAAGGAAUCAACUCCACCGCCAUCUCCUCCUAAGAAAGGAACUCCACCGCCAUCUCCUCCUAAGGAAUACACUCCACCGCCAUCUCCUCCUAAGGACGAAACUCCACCGCCAUCUCCACCUAAGGAAUCAACUCCACCGCCAUCUCCUCCCAAGGAACAAACUCCACCGCCAUCUCCACCUAAGGAAUCAAGUCCACCACCUUCAUUGCCACCCUCAUCUCCUCCCCCAAGUAAUCCAUCUUCUCCUCCCCCACCUUCAUCUUCUCCUCCACCACCCUCAUCUGAUUCUCCACCUUCUCCAGCUUAUCCAUCGCCCACUCCUAAACCACCCACACCAAAGAACGUCAAUUGCAAGAACAAAUACUAUCCUAGGUGUUAUGCUGUCCAGCAUGUAUGCCCUACCUCUUGCCCGACCAGUUGUCAAGUUGACUGUGUCUCUUGCAAACCUGUUUGUAGUAAUAAUUUUAUUUGGGAUGCAAAGUGUGACAAGCCUGGAGCAGUUUUCCAAGUUCCACGUUUUACCGGUGGUGAUGGGAUUAUCUUCUACUUCCAUGGUAAAAAGGACAAAGAUUUUUACCUAGUUACAGACCCUGAAUUCCAUAUCAAUGCCCACUUCAUAGGAAGGCGAAACGAGAACAUGAAAAGAGACUUCACUUGGGUACAAUCCAUUGGUAUCCUUUAUGGCACUCACAAACUCUCUGUUGCUGGACUGAAAACAACAACAUGGGAUGAUUCCAUCGAUCGCCUCGCUCUCCACUUUGACAAUGAACCUAUAUUACUUCCUAACAAUGAAGGUGCAAGGGGAAAAUCUGAAAUUGUACCUAUGACAUCGAUUACAAGAAUCAGCAACACUAACGAGGUUGUCAUAGAUGUUGAAAAUGUUCCUACAAUCACAGCCAAGAUUGUGCCUAUUGCAGAGCAAGAAUCUCGAGUUCAUAACUACGGCAUAACGAAUGAUGACUGCUUUGCUCAUCUUGAACUUGGAUUCAAGUUUUUCUCUUUAACUGGUGAAGUGAAUAGCGUUUUAGGGCAGACUUAUAGGAAGGAUUGCGUGAGCAGAGUUAAGAUGGGUGUUCUGAUGCCAAUAAUGGGAGGCGACAAAAAGUUUGCAGCUUCUGGACUCUUUGAUGCUGACUGUUCUGUGGCUAGGUUCCAGGCAAAUGGAGAACAAUCCGACAAUUAUACGACUUCGUUGAAUUUGGAGCUUCCUAAUUUGAACUGCAAUAGUGGAAUUAAUGGACGUGCAGUUGUCUGCAAGCGGUAG
Molecule: messenger RNA, 1539 nt
Organism: Lycium ferocissimum
Lineage: Eukaryota; Viridiplantae; Streptophyta; Magnoliopsida; Solanales; Solanaceae
Source: RefSeq, a predicted model, not a curated record